AUGUCGCCACGAGAGCAAGUGGGGGCGCCAGCAGCCAUUGCAGCAGCGCGCGACGUGCUGUCCGACGAAGACGAACUGGCGGACGCUGACGCCCUGGUGAACGACGACGAGUUGCUGUUGACGAACGAGCUGCCGGGCGGGGACGAGCUGUCCGGCGAGAACGAGCUCACGCAUGAGGACGAGAUGUCGGACGAUGACGAGCUGCAGAUGGACGACGACGAGCUGCAGCAGAAUGAUGAGGUGCUGACGGACGACGCCAAGCGGUCGGACGAGAACGAACUGGUGGUCGAGAACAAGCCGCAGAAUGGCGAGGGCGAGUAG
Phytophthora sojae is the source of this 321-nucleotide messenger RNA. RefSeq lists its product as hypothetical. Bases 1 to 321 code for a protein of 106 amino acids. NCBI's taxonomy places the organism in Eukaryota, Oomycota, Peronosporomycetes, Peronosporales, Peronosporaceae. The transcript has 3 exons. The record is from RefSeq and is a predicted model, not a curated record.